This is a messenger RNA of Lineus longissimus, 3613 nucleotides long. RefSeq lists its product as uncharacterized. The record is from RefSeq and is a predicted model, not a curated record. Gene Ontology annotation, cellular component: plasma membrane; nucleus. The transcript has 17 exons. Gene Ontology annotation, molecular function: protein binding; guanyl-nucleotide exchange factor activity. Lineage: Eukaryota; Metazoa; Nemertea; Pilidiophora; Heteronemertea; Lineidae. The coding region runs from base 578 to 2881 and encodes 767 amino acids.
GAUGGGGUGCAUCCCAUCCUUCUGGAUCCACUGUAGGACAAACUCUGAUGUAAUAUCAAACACUUCAUAUUCGAAAAGUUUGUGAACAUACAAAUUCAGAGCAUCCAUCCUUUGAUAAAUUGGUUUGGCCUUAUCAAGCAGCGUUGUUUGUAUGGUCAAAAACCGACAAAGACAACGUUUGAUGAUUUAACCGUGGGCAUAAAUAUUGUGGAUUACUCGGAUAAUUUGCCUAAUUAGCAUAUUGAAGUUAUGGCCUGUGGCAGCUCAAUAGCGUCUGUUGACCGUUGUCUUCUCAUAUUUCAUUGAUGCGUCCUCUUGAGUAUGAGAAUGUGUGUGACCACGCGAGCAGGAGGAUGUCGGUUGAAUUGAUGAAGUGAGUGUGCGUGGCGACGUUUAAUUGUAGAUGGACCAUCUGGGAAGUUCUUCAUCAUCAAUUUGCAAAACAUUCAUACCAAAUCUUUUCAACUUUCAGAUGAGCCUUUUUGAUUAUGUGGCAUGGAAUAAUAUUCUGAGACUGAGACAUCCAGAAGAUAUCCUCGAUUCUAAAUGCUGUUAAUCAAGUUUCCAUGACCAAGGCAUGAGUGCCAAGUCCUGCAAGUCCAGAGGGACCCGAACAAGCCUCAGCUCAGUCGAGAAUGAGGAUCCAAACUUCGUGAGCCCAUUCAAGAAGCUCCGAUUGUGUUCUACGCCCAAGUUGAAAUCGUCUAAUAAUCUACCAUCGCCCUCUCUGUACAUUUCUCCAAAACAAGCGCUUGGGAAUAAGAUUGGCAGUCUGGUUGCGGGAAAAGGACAGCUGAAAUUAUCAAUUUAUAUGAACUGUGGCCUUCUGACUGUACACAUUAUUCAAGCUAGACGUCUCAAGUCCAAAUGGAAAGCAUUAGGAGAUGCAUAUGUUAAGAUUUCACUGGUGCCAGACACAGAUAGAAGAUCAAGAUGUAAAACCGCUGUUAUCCCUGACACAAAUAACCCACUCUUUGACCAGAAGUUUUCAUUUGAACUUCUUGAGGAGGAUCAUCGGAAGCGUUUGCUGGUUUCUAUAUGGCACAGGGAUGAGACAAAUAACCGCAGCGAAUUCUUGGGAUGCAUGUCCUUUGGUGUGAAACAUCUUCUGGAGCCGACGAGACCCGUAAAUGGCUGGUACUACCUCCUGACAGAGGACACUGGACGGAGGAAACACCUCCAGGCCCCGUCGGAAAAAAGUCCUGCACUUAAAGAGAGAUGUCACAAAAAUAUUCCUGAAGUCAACAAAGAUGUGCUAUGGAUGGACCCACUCAAUAUUACUAUUAAGAGACGGAAGACUGGAUAUGGAUUCACACUUGUGGGCUGCAGCCCAGCUGCCAUUGGCCGUAUUGAUGCAGGUUCUGCAGCAGAAGAGGCUGGGCUGCAGAGUGGUGACUGUAUUGUCCGAAUCAAUGGACAAAAUGUCUCUCGGUCAUCAGCGGAUAGCGUUGGGCGAAUCAUUCGCCACUGUCGCCAAAAGGUCAUCCUGGAUAUCCAGCGGGCAAAGAGGCUGGACGUCCCCGUUAUGGAAUCCCUUGAAAGCAGCCCAUCCAUCCAGCAUGCAGGAGACUCGAAACGACCAUCACGAUCUGUCGAGAAUGACCACCUCGCAGACUCAUCGGACGAUUCAAAAGAGAAUCAAACUCGACAGAGGUUGGAGUCACGAGGGGUUAAUACUGUAACACCAUCUUUAACCUUUAAUUAUCAGGACUUGCCAGAUAUUGAGACAUUUCGACAAGAAGCCACACAGAGAUUAUUAAAAUGUGAGGAGUUGUACAUCAAGUCUAUGAGAGACGGUAUCAGCCGGUAUCUAAAACCGCUUAAACGGCAGAUACUGUCAACAACAGAGCACAGCACCGUGUUCCAAAAUAUUGAAAAGCUCGUGACGAUCUCGGAGUAUUACGUCCGUCAGCUGAAGCUUAAUAGUCUGCCGUAUAUCGACAUGGACAAGCAGCGAGAUGGCUUUAUUGAUGCUGGCGGAUACAUCUAUAUGUCGAAGUUACAAUUGGUGUGUGAGGCCUAUACCACAUAUUGUUCCCGCCUCCAGCAAGCCAAGAUAAAACUAGCUAAACAGAUGAAAGAUGAGGACUUUAGGACAUUUAUUGAGAAUGCCAUGAGCAAUGACACAAGUAAUUUCCUAACUCUUGAGGAAUUCCUGAUCAAGCCCCAGCAGCAUGUUUGGCAGAUGUUGAUCCACUUGCAGUCGGUUCAGAUGUACACAUCAACACAGCAUCAUGACUUCUCUUUCAUUGAGGAAGUUGUCCAAGAACUGCGGAAGUGUUGCACAGCUAUCAGCUACAGUUCCCCAUCAAGUGGCCAGGGGAGUCCCUCCUACAUCUCAACGAGCACCUCCAGAUCCACCACCACAUCCUCAUUGGUCAGUUCCUCGUCAUGUGACUCCGAGAUCGUCGAUCUUCAAAAUCGUGUGUCAUUUUCGGAAGACGUCAAGACGAUUCCGCUCGUCAUCCCGAACCGCCAUUUUAUCUACAGCAGCGGCUUGAAGCAGAUGCAAUUGAAAGGCCAGCGUAAGAUCUUCAUGCUCCUCUUCACUGACAUCCUUCUGAUCGCUGAGCAGGACACGCCAAAUAAUUUCAUCAUCGUCGAGGAACCAGUAUAUCUGACUGACAUCGUCUUCCAAGAUUUCUCAAGGCCUAAUGUUAAUGAGUUUCAAGUCAUCUGGAAAGUUAACGAUAGUUACCAGUCCAUGGUGCUAAAAGUCCCGUGUAUUGAGCAGAAACACACAUGGAAAGCGUUACUACAACAGCGGCUGGAGACCAUAAGAUCUAUGAGUGCGGAUUUACGUGAAGCCCGCCAGAGAGCAGCAUAUGCUGGACAGUCUCUGCCACUUUCAGAGGAGACAACUUCAGAGCAAUAUGAAUGACAGGAGACUUCUGCAUAUUCAAGGUGGAUAUGGAUUGCUUCAAAAGUGUCAAAUCUUCUCCAAUAGUGCUUAAAAAAACGGACAGCUUAAAAGCUGUGCUAAGUCUUCUGCUCAGACAAGGCAUGUGAGCCAAGAAUGAACUUGGACUUGAACUUGAACCCAAAGCUAUAAAAGAUGCUUCCCCCAAUUGAUAGCUGGUUCCCUCCAAAUGUUGUCUCACCACUUGUAGUCCUACCUGUAAACCCGAUUGGAGGAAUACUUAUUGGGCCCAAAUGUCUUGUUUGUCAGUAAAUCAAUGGUGCUAUACAUAAAUGUAUAUUUAUUUGUUUAUAAAUGUAAAUUUCUAUAUUGUUAGUUUGUAUAGAUAUGGUAUGAUUUUAGCUAAGCCAACAUCAAAACAGAAUGUGGGCAGAAAUGUAGAAGCAGUGAGAAGAAAGCUGUUUAUUAUUUUCUCUACUGUAAACCUGGUCAGGAGCUGUUCGUGACUCAGGCAGCUCCACACCACAAAUUGAAAUGAAAGACUAAGAAAUAGCUCUCUACUGUAAACAAGGUCAAGAGCAGUUCCUGACUGUACGGCUGAGUGUACGGCUUCUGCUCAUAUUACCCCACAACCUUGUAAAUAAUCAUUUGGCUAAACCAGUACAUGUUACAGUGUAUAUGUAGUAGAUUUGUUGUGUAUAGAGAAGUAUAGCUACUUGUUGGAAAUAAAUGGACAACCUAUUGAAAAAUAUG